Suillus plorans is the source of this 1181-nucleotide messenger RNA. Its product is annotated as carbohydrate esterase family 16 protein. The transcript is spliced from 8 exons. Gene Ontology annotation, molecular function: hydrolase activity, acting on ester bonds. Lineage: Eukaryota; Fungi; Basidiomycota; Agaricomycetes; Boletales; Suillaceae. The coding region runs from base 1 to 912 and encodes 303 amino acids. The record is from RefSeq and is a predicted model, not a curated record.
AUGCGAUUUCAUUUUCUCAUCUUGCCGCUUGGCUCUGUCUUGGGACGGCAAGAUCCCAAUGAUGGUAUUCAUCUUGCUGUUAGUCCUCAAUGCGGUCCCCUGUCUGGCACAGCGUCGGACUUCAACGCUGGUUUAAAUCUUCCUCAAUAUAAGACCAUCGUUGCGUUUGGCGACUCAUUCACCGAUGGCGGGAGACAUGAUGGUAGCCCUCUCGAACCUGCCGUGAUGAUACCACCAGAUGUCUUCGCAGGCGGUCGUUCGACCAACGGACCCGUUUGGGUCGAGGGCAUUGCCAGUGGCAUUGGCGCCCGAGUCAUGGAUUAUGCCUGGUCAAGCGCUGUUACAAACAUCAGCUUAUGGCCUAGCAACCCAUAUCCUCGGGACUUUAUCAUGCAGACAACAACAUUCAUAAACCAAUCCAAUAACUUGGAUCCUGAGACCACUCUGUACGCGGUAUUCUUUGGAAUUAACGACUGGGGGGACUCCUUUGUGGACGGAAACCACCUGCCUGAAGCAGCGCAAGAUAUGUUAGGCCAGAUCGCCCUUCUUGCUUCUCCGCCCACAAAUGCCCGCAAUUUUCUCAUUACCGAUGCAUACGGUCGCGGGACUCAUAACGCACAGGGGGAGGCGUGGCUUCAAUCAAUUUUUGAUGGUCUCGUCGCAUUCCGCUCUCAGGAUCCUCCAUUGAAUCUGGCUUUUGUCAAUUUUGCGACCAUCUGGGACGGGGUGCUUGGAUCUGAUCCGGGCUAUGAGGCGUUUGGGUUCACAAACCCGGGUGCCUGCUAUAUUGAUGGCAACGCUUGCGAUGAUCCGGAGCAUUACUUCUGUUGGUUCGACGGGCAUCCUUCCAAACAGACCCAUAGGAUAAUGGCGGACUACGUAGAGGAGGUACUGACGCAUUGUCGCGUAUAAUUAAUCAUGUUCGUGCUCUCUGUUUUGAGCUGCAAGUCCAACAAGCAUAGAAACUCAGAACUUCCAAUGUAUGUACUAUCUUCGAGUAACAUCAUGUAGCACAAAGUAGUGUUCACCAGCAGCGCUAUCGAGCGCCAUGUAAUUGAUAGAUGUAUGUGAUUGCAAGUGGUGCCAGCAGCACACUAAAAUAUCAUAACUCGAGAGAGCAGCGGCUUUGCCCAGGCUGCGUUUUGUUCCGCAAGCUCAGUUACGCCCUGGCCAGGCAUGAA